AUGCCGAUGGCUGACGGUUCCUUCGGAGCAUCCAAGGACAAAGCCGACUCCAGUAACAUCCAGGGAAACGGCUUGGCUGCUCACAAGAUGAACACCUUUGCCGACGCCAGUACAAGCAGUCAUGAGCCAGUGUGGGGGCGGCAAGGCCAGUCUAAAUCUAGCCGAGGGCCCCGGCGCACAUCACUUAGCCUGCGCCCGCUCCCCUUCUUCAUGGCUACAACAAGGUCGGCCAAGGAUGGGAGGAAACCUGCUGACGCAGCACUGAGCCCUGGCUGCUGCUGCACCUUUUGGAGCCCUACAGUGGAGUGGCAUGAGAUGGAGCCCCAGCAUAGAGAGCCCGAGAUUCCAAGGAAGACUCCCCGGAGGGCCAGUAAACGUGCAUCGGCUCCUGCCAAUCUAGCUUGUGACCUCACUAGUCUUUCCGCUGUCGCUAUCCCUAAUGGCAGGGGUGUUUCUCGCUCCUCCUGCUCCUGGAUGCUCAUGUUCUGUGGGACGGGAAACACCUUCUUGCUGCCCGCCUUGCCUCUCUGGGCUUGGCCAUCCUCGUCUACUUUCUGGCUCCACCUGGAGCUGAUACUCAGGGGCCUGCGUGAACCAUGUACCGAUAGCCCAGCAGCCAGCCGCUCUGAAUCACGCUGUUUAGUCGAGGCAAAAUGGGAAAUUAACUUAGCUAUUUUAUUUGGACUUUGGAAUAACGAAUAUAAAACACUAUCAGGGAUGACACUGGCACCUUUGGAGACUGUCGGGAUAGAAGGAGCUGUUUGCCAAGUUCUUCUUGCUGUUUGGGAGCACAGACACGAUACCUCCAUAAAAAGAAGGGCCUUUUUCACUGUGACUAGCAACAUCUUCAUUUUUCGUGAUAUCCUUAAAGGUGAAUUGGAGAUCGGCAGAGCCUUUCGUUUUGCUGCUGCCAGCCAGCUUCAGGAGAGUGGCUCUUCUUACGUCACACACUCAGAGAUGUUGCUGUGGUCCCACUCCGAAUAUGACCCAUAUGUCAGAGCAGGCUAUACGAUAAGACCACCAGCCUGCCUCUCCAGGCUCAUCCCGUAUGCCCUAAUGAAUGCCCCACGGAGCGGGAUUCUUUGUUGCUGCCUGCACUUGCCCAACAUUUUCCUUCUCUGGGCUCUUUUUCACACUGGUAAGCAGAAGGACCGGGGCCAGGGCCAGGCAUUUGGGCAGUCGUUUUCCAUCCACCGCAAAGUCGCUGAGGAUGGGGAGACUCGUGAAGAAACCCUGCUGCAGGAGUCCGCUUCCAAGGAGGCCUACUACCUGGGCAAGAUCCUGGAGAUGCAGAACGAGCUGAAGCAGGGCCGGACUGUGGUGACCAACAUUCAGGCGGAGAACGAGCGCCUCACAGCCGUCGUUCAGGAUCUGAAAGAGAAUAAUGAAGUUUUAGAGCUGCAGAGAAUAAGAAUGAAGGAUGAGAUCCGAGAAUACAAGUUUCGAGAAACGCGCCUCCUUCAGGACUACACUGAACUAGAAGAGGAAAAUAUUACUUUACAGAAACUGGUAUCCACAUUGAAACAGAACCAGGUGGAAUACGAAGGCUUAAAGCAUGAGAUUAAACGCUUUGAGGAGGAGAUGGUGUUGCUAAACAGCCAGCUGGAAGAUGCCAUCCGGUUAAAAGAAAUUGCUGAGCGCCAAUUAGAAGAAGUCCUGGAGACCCUCAAAAACGAGAGAGAACAAAAGAACAACCUGCGGAAGGAGCUCUCCCAGUACAUCAAUCUCAACGAGAGCGUGUACAACAAUCACAUCAACAUUUCGGUAGAUGGACAAAAAUUCGCAGAGGACGGGAGCGAGCCAAACAACGACGACAAGAUGAACGGGCACCUCCACGGGCCACUCGGGAAACUGAAUGGAGAUUAUCGGACUCCGGGAAGGAAAGGAGAAAGUCUGCACCCCGUCUCGGACCUCUUCAGCGAGCUCAACAUUUCAGAGAUGCAGAAACUGAAGCAGCAGCUCAUGCAGGUGGAACGGGAAAAGGCCAUUCUCCUGGCCAAUCUCCAGGAGUCCCAAACUCAGCUGGAGCACACCAAGGGGGCCCUCACAGAGCAGCACGAGCGGGUUCACAAACUCACCGAGCACGUGAACGCCAUGAGGGGCUUGCAGAGCCACAAGGAGCUGAAGGCGGAGCUGGACGGCGAGAAGGGCAGGGACUCGGGGGAGGAAGCUCACGACUACGAAGUGGACAUCAACGGCCUAGAGAUCCUCGAAUGCAAGUAUAAGGUGGCCGUGACCGAGGUGAUCGACCUGAAAGCUGAAAUCAAAGCCCUGAAGGAGAAAUACAACAAGUCUGUGGAGAACUACACCGAGGAGAAGGCCCGGUACGAGAGCCGGAUCCAGAUGUACGACGAGCAGGUCACCAACCUAGAGAGGACGUCCAAGGAGAGCGGCGAGAAGAUGGUGCACAUCGAAAAGGAGCUGCAGAAGAUGACGAGCAUCGCCAACGAGAACCACAACACCCUCAACACGGCCCAGGACGAGCUGGUGACGUUCAGCGAGGAGUUGGCGCAACUCUACCACCACGUGUGUCUGUGCAAUAACGAGACCCCCAACAGGGUCAUGCUGGACUACUACCGGCAGAGCCGCGUCCCCCGCAGCGGGAGCCUGAAAGGGCCCGACGACCCCAGGGGGCUCCUGUCCCCCCGGCUCACCCGCAGGAGCGCGCUGUCGUCGGUGGACAGCAGGGCCCAGCCCGAGUCCGCUCCCAAAGACAGCACGGAGGCGAGCAAAGAGCAGAGCCCCACCAAGACGCCCACCAUCUCGCCCGUCAUCACUGCCCCGCCUUCGUCUCCCGUGUCGGACAGCAGCGACAUUCGGAAAGAGCCCAUGAAUAUUUACAACCUGAACGCCAUCAUCAGGGACCAAAUCAAGCACCUCCAGAAAGCCGUGGACCGCUCCUUGCAGCUGUCACGCCAGCGGGCGGCCGCGCGGGAACUGGCCCCCAUGAUAGACAAAGACAAGGAAGCCUUAAUGGAAGAGAUUCUGAAGUUAAAGUCCCUGCUGAGCACGAAGCGGGAGCAGAUAGCCACGCUCAGGGCCGUGCUGAAAGCCAACAAGCAGACAGCCGAGGUGGCACUAGCUAAUCUGAAGAACAAAUAUGAAAAUGAGAAGACAAUGGUGACCGAGACCAUGACAAAGCUUAGAAAUGAACUGAAGGCCUUGAAAGAAGACGCAGCGACUUUCUCAUCCCUGCGUGCCAUGUUUGCAACCAGAUGUGAUGAGUACGUUACGCAGCUGGACGAGAUGCAAAGACAGUUGGCGGCUGCAGAGGAUGAGAAGAAGACCCUCAAUUCCCUCUUACGGAUGGCUAUCCAGCAAAAACUCGCCCUGACUCAGCGCCUGGAGGACUUAGAGUUUGACCAUGAGCAGUCCCGAAGAAGCAAAGGCAAGCUUGGAAAGAACAAGAUCGGCAGCCCUAAAUCCUAAGGUCAUUCUCCCAGAAGAGCAGCCACAUUCCAGCUCUCAGUGUGCCCCUCUCAACUGUCUCUCUCAGCC
Molecule: messenger RNA, 3498 nt
Organism: Gracilinanus agilis (Agile Gracile Mouse Opossum)
Lineage: Eukaryota; Metazoa; Chordata; Mammalia; Didelphimorphia; Didelphidae
Gene: BICD1
Product: BICD cargo adaptor 1
Exons: 14
Coding region: 1-3429 (1142 amino acids)
Biological process (GO): regulation of microtubule cytoskeleton organization; microtubule anchoring at microtubule organizing center; protein localization to organelle
Cellular component (GO): cytosol; Golgi apparatus
Molecular function (GO): dynactin binding; dynein intermediate chain binding; dynein complex binding
Source: RefSeq, a predicted model, not a curated record